This is a messenger RNA of Acipenser ruthenus (sterlet), 3838 nucleotides long. Its product is annotated as NF-kappa-B-repressing factor-like. Gene Ontology annotation, molecular function: nucleic acid binding. The record is from RefSeq and is a predicted model, not a curated record. The transcript is spliced from 3 exons. NCBI's taxonomy places the organism in Eukaryota, Metazoa, Chordata, Actinopteri, Acipenseriformes, Acipenseridae. Gene Ontology annotation, cellular component: nucleoplasm; nucleolus. The coding region runs from base 809 to 3316 and encodes 835 amino acids.
ACUGGAUUCUAAACCAGCUCGUUCCUUCUUAUAUUUUCAAGGGAUGGGUUAAUUUCCUGUAAAGUUCUUUGGAAGUGAGAUAGCACAGUGUGCUACUUUGCUCUUUCUCGUUGGGGGACUGGAUUCAAAUCCUGUUAAUUCCUUCCUUUAUUUUAAGGAAUCGGUUAGUUGACCUUGCAGUCAGUGUGAAACACGGAUUUCAUGUAGGAGCUAGUGGUGCAGUGGGCUAAUCCCAUAGCCUUCUUUCCCUGAACACGGCGGUUCAAAUCUCUACCGAUGCUGCCGCCCCGUGGCGAGUGAGUGAAACUGUCAUGUCAUACAGAGUGUUUUGUUUUGUGUUGGGCGGUGAAACAGGCAGGUAUUUACAACCAUACACUUUCCAGGCAGCCUUGUCUUCAAGGCAGAUAGGAAAAAGAACACAGCUUUUGAUGACAGCACAGGGGAAAAAUCCUCUUCUUUCUCCUUGGACUUGCACUCUAAUAUUUUAAACAAUAAACUGCCUUUGCAUCCGUGUGAAAAACCAACUAUGGCCCACAUUGAACAGCAGACGGAGCUAAUGAGAGGUAAAAACACGUAAGGAAAACAGCAGCGCACGUACACGCACGCAGCGCUCCGCGUCCGGAUUAAAAAAAAAGAGAGAGAAAAUAUUUGACGGUGUUAACCUGCAACGUAGAAAUCAAAUUUCAUUCCAGAUGUCGUUUUUUUAAAAUGAAAACCAACCCCGUUUAAUUCUUGUAUUUCCAUAUGUUAUUGUUUUCCCACACUCCACCACGGCGCUGGCGCCAUGCUGAUGGCGGAGGAGAUGUAAAUGGCUACCCAAAUGGCCGAAGGGUUAGCCUCCUGUAAGGGGGACCGAGAGGCUCUGAUACGAUACUUGAAUCAGUUCAGGCAGGUCUCCGAGAGCGACAAGCACUGGACAGCGAGGAGGCAGUUCCUUGUAAAACAUGUAUGGGAUUAUGAGGUCAACACGGACCAGCUGCUGUCCCUAUCAAUGGUGUGGACCAACCACGUCUUCAUGAAAUGCCGGUAUAGCCCUGAGAUCAUGCGGAAGGUCCUUGAUAUGGCUGAAGGGAUUGACAUAGGGGAGAUGCCGUCCUUUGAGCUGGUGCCUGGAGCCACAGCAAACAAGAGACCAAGCUCAUCAAAUGGAGGUGAUGUGCCGGUGAAGAAACCAGCAGUGUCCAGGCUUGUCACCAGACCUCGAUUCGAGCCCGUCCACUUUGUAUGUAGCAGCGGCACAGAGGAGAAAGAGAACGAGAAAAAGCACACAAGGAGCGACAUGGACAGCGGUGGAGAGCGUGCUGAUGCUAACAGCAGACCUACACAAACUGCGCAAGACCCCUGCUUUCAGAACACUACUCCAUAUGUUUUCGACUCAGGAACAAAUCAAGAAGAUUGUGACGCAGCAGCCAGCACUAGCGGUUUUGGUCUUCAGAACCAGGACAAGACCGCCUCUUCAAACUUCAUGACGAAAACGCAGCAGGACUAUGCUGCUAAGUAUGAGGCGCAUCAUUUGAAGCGGUCUGAGAGUUCCCAGAGUAAGAGGGUGGAAGAGAUUUGGGGCAGCACUCCAGCCAGCUCUCGAGAUGUCCAUAGGGGGUUGGGGUUUGCAAAGCAGGAAGCACCCGAGCCUAGUGGGACCUUCAACAGGACCAAGCAGCCAGCUGAGAGGAGCUCCCACCCUUCCAUGUAUGAUUCUCCUAAACCAGUUCCUGUCUCUUCGGCCACGAUCGAGGAGAAGCAGAGGUUGAUCAUCAGGGUGGCAUCGAUAGUCUGCAUUACCUAUGCUGAUCCCACAACUAUGAACUCUGGGGACAUACCCAAUUAUAACUUUAUACUGAGCCGCAGCAUCCAAGCUUGUAAGACCAACCCUGAAUAUUUCUACAUCUCCCUCAAAGAGAUCCCUCCGGCUGACCUCCCAAAGAACAGAAAGCUGCCCACGGACGGCUAUGCUUGUGAGUUAAGGUGCCAGUGUGUCUACCUGGCGACGGGCUACUCUGGCAGCAAAAACGGAGCCAGGGAUCGCGCAUCAGAGCAGGCAGUGAAACUGUUUUUAAAGCCUGUGGAGGUGAGAGUCGUCCGCCGCAAAUUCAAGCACGGCUAUAUCGACGACUUGGUCGUGUGUCAGACGCACGCCCACAAUCUCAGCUUUCCUCCGGCACUACGGAACCCAGAGGAAAAGCCCCCGUCAGGCCCCAGAGGUCAUUUUGAGCCGGACCCAAGGAAGCACUGGAGCACGUUUGUCAUUGUUGACAAUGCUCACGAUGCCAUAUGCAUCCUCAAUAACUCGGCUGCCUUCAACCGGAUGAAGAUAGAUUACAAAUUCGACAAUAUUCCCAACACCAACACCUGGCAGUGCAGCGUGUACCUGCAGGAUGAGUUUGUGGCGCGAGCGAACGGAAACAAGAAAUCCUCCAAGCACGCGGCAGCAGAGGAGGCCCUCCGCAAGCUGCGGCAGAACCAGCCGGCAACACCGCAGUUUCCCAGGUCGAACCAUCACAGCGACAACGGUGGCCGCCACCACCAGUCGACCGGCAGGAAACGGCAGCUGAGCGAGCUCGUCAUCUUGGAGAAUUCCGACAACGCCAUCUGCAUCAUCAACGACACGGCUCAGUUCAACAAGAUGGCAGCCGACUACAAGUUUGUGGUGAUGCCGGACCACCGGUGGAAGUGCGAGGUGUACCUGGAGGGCCAGUUCGUUGCUGCGGGGAUCGGGCCGAAGAAGAUCGUGAAGCACAUCGCGGCGGAGGAGGCCCUGGCCAAACUGAGGCAAACGCAGGCGGUGGUGAAGUCAAACCUGAGGAAAGAGGGCAACGAGGAGGCCAUCUCUCGCAACCAGAUCCAGGCACACUCGUCUGAGGAGGCCAUGAAGCAGGAGAUCAAGGAGGACAACAUCGGCAACCAGCUGCUGCGGAAAAUGGGUUGGAAAGGAGGUGGUCUGGGAAGAGAAGGGGAGGGCAUCGCAGAGCCCAUUAAAGUGAAAGAACAGUUCUCCAGGGAGGGCCUCGGCCUGGACAUGGACAAGGGAAGCAACCGUUUAAACAAGAGAGACAUCGAGGAAAUCAUUCGCAAUUACGCCUGCUCGGAAAGGCAGGACGAUUUGAGGUUCUCUACUGAGCUGAACAACGACGAGCGCAAGCAGAUCCAUCAGAUGUCUCAGAAGUAUGGCCUUCGCAGCAAGUCCUACGGACAGGCGAAGCAGCGGUUCCUGAUAGUCAGCCGGAAGGUUCAGAAGGAGCAGUUGAUCGGUCAGCUUUUGCAGGAAGGACAGGUUGGCCGAUACGAGUUGGUGAAACCUCAGGCCCGUUUUCAGUAAACCCAUUUUGUACUGUAAUUGCCUCAUUCCUCCCAAGUUAAAAUAUUUUUACCAGGAAAUGCUUCAAUUAAAUAAAGUCAGUCAGAGUCAUUUUGCUUAACAUUGUAUUGCCCUGUGCUUUCCUUUCCAUGUCUCAGUCUGAGAUAUAAACAUGCAGGCCUGCCCCUUGCCAUGUGUUAAUUUUGACACCUGGUUCUAACAUUUGUAGCUUGCAACAGGACUUGCAUUAUACUUCCAGAGACUGGUUAGUAGACUGGUGGGUAGUGUGUUGAAUUUUUCAAGAGAAAUAUAUUUGCAGUUUAUGGUGGACAUUCGAGGAAAAUGAAACAAGAAUAGAAAAGUGAAAUUGGAUGGGGUCUGUAACACACUACCAGUAGAUCCAAUCCCAUUCUUGGAUGUUAAUGAUGUGUUCUGAUGGAGGGGCAGUGUUUUUGUUGUUGUAUUUUAAAAUAUGGUAAAUUGAUGACAUGCAAAAAAAAGGUCAAAGGAUCUAAUAAAUUCCUCUUGUCAUUAUUUUAUUUU